Molecule: messenger RNA, 944 nt
Organism: Heterocephalus glaber (naked mole-rat)
Lineage: Eukaryota; Metazoa; Chordata; Mammalia; Rodentia; Bathyergidae
Source: RefSeq, a predicted model, not a curated record
GCUGGCGCGAGGCCGUGGGCGGCUGGGCGGGCGGGCGGAAAGGAUGUCCACCGAAGCGCCCCGCCCGCAACCCCGACCGCAGCCUCGCCAGCAGCGUGCGGGCGUCCGACCUUCUGCCCCCCUGGACAGCAAGCAGAGUCACCCCAAGUGCAGUCCAUUUGUGAACCCCGACAGCCCCACCUUCGGAGCAAGCCCAGGGCCUGAGCGCGUCCCACCACCCAGCUCCUGCUCUGUGCUCUCUUUCCCGCAUGUGUCCUUAGUGCACCCGCACAGCGCUCAGGGACCCUCAGAGGCUUCGGUCAGAUCCCAUGGCCCCGAGCUCAGGAGCGCUGCCCCUGCCUGCCUGGACUUGCCGGCCGGAACUCCCCAGGUUGGGCCUUGGGACCUGCUCUGCUUGCAAGUCUGCCCUGCACCUACUCCCACCUGCUCCCCACUCCCUGCUUCCUGGCCACCCUGUGGUGAGAAGCUCUCCUCCACCAUGCCUGUCUGCCAUGCCAUUUCUUCCUUGGAACCAGCCGACCACGGACUGAAUCUCCUGAAACUGAAACGAGAGUGGACUUCCUUAGCCUGAUAAAGGACAUCUGUAGAAAACCCACAGCAAAGGCCACGCUUACCUAUGCAAGACUUGCUGUCUCCGCCCUGCUGGAACCUCCACUCCCGCUGCACUCAACCCUGCACUCAACGAUGCCCUGGAGCCCAGAGACUGCAGUAGAGGAAGUGAGAGGUGGAGCCUUGGAGCAGGGACCCAGACCAUCAGGAAGUGAAUGUGCAAGUCUUGGUUUGUGUAUCUGUGGGUUCCUGCUGCUGCUGCUGCUCAGCAAUACACAGGGGAACUGUUGUGUAGAGGGAGGCUGAGACAGGAGGAUUACAAGUUUGAGGUCAGCCUGGGCAAGUUAGCAAGACCUCUAUCAAAAAUAAAAGAAAACAAAAAGGAAGGAUCUAGA